GCGCUUCUUACCGCGCUUCGGGGCGGUGGAGCGGUGUAGAGGUGAGAAGAGUUAGAGGGGUACACGAGGUUUGGGUCUUUGGAAGAGUCGAAUUUCCAGACUUUACGCUCGACUUGUUACUUGUUGUAUUGCGAUGAGGUGGAAGAAGAGUGGUUAAAUCGCUUGACAAACAGUCAUUGUGCCUCGACCAUCUCGUUUUGGGGACGAGAUGGCUCGACACAUGUUUGAACCUGUGAGUUUCGUCAAACAUCACCGAUUUCCCUCUGCACGAGGGGCGACUCGGUGUGCGCCAUUGAAGGCUCAGAUAUUAGAGUUCAAGAACAGAUCCAAUUGAAUAGCUCUUCUGAAGAUCAACAGUGUUCUUUGUUGGUAGAGAUUGUUUUUGCUUCUUUUUUCGAAUGGUCAUGGGCGUGAGCAUCUCCCGAGUGUGUCUUCGCAUCAACGUGCUGGUGUUUUUGCUUGUCUCUCUGGGAUAUGUUGCACACGUGGCUCCUGAAUGGACCGAUGUGAGCAGCCAGAUCUUGGCCGUCAGCAUCCGAUCACUCUCACCAAAAGCCGUGAAGCGCAUCGAGAAUCGAAGUGCUAUAGUCAUGUUCCUGCCUUUGAAAGAUGGCUGGAUCAUUUUGGUUACAGGAAUGAGUCGCAUUCCGGAGUCCAAGGCGUGAGAACUCGAAAUUUCGAUGAUUUUCAUUGCUGAGAUUUAUGACCUGCCGCGAUCUGUGGCCGGAGGGCAUCACCACCCGAUCGGCUUUCAGGAGCACUGCCGCGGUGUUCAAUAUGCGGAGCUUGGCCUUUGUGGGAAUCUUCGAACAUUAUGCAGCUUCAGUGUGUAUGCUGCGAUUUCAACUCUUCUUGCCUCUCAACAACUGCAAUUGCCGGGUUUCUUCCGACGCCUUGCAGUUGCAUCAUGAAAGGCACAAUGUCCCAACACACGAUGCGGAGCUUCUCAGUGAUCAUAUCAAGUUGAAGGUGGCCAAGCUGUCCCGAGGAGACUGGAGUCUGUACCGCGCAGCGCGGGACGAGUUCAUGAGGCGAAUCAAGUUUGUGGAAGCUCAGUUGGGAUACCGCAUCCUUUGCACCAAGCGUCCAUGGGUGCUUGGUGAGCCCGGACGGCUUAGCUAGACGAGUUUUAACCAGCGACUUUUUCCGGGUCCCGUGGUGGUGGCCAUGGGACCAGUUUUAAGGAACUUGACGGGACUUGACGUUCGAUGUCUAACCUCCACUCGGAACGCCUCGAAAUCAUAUCUGAGGCGCCUUCCGGUUGUAGAUCUCUCGCUGCUCUCGCUUGAGGGUGCCCUUUUUGAAACUGCCUCAUGUUCGGGUGCUGGGGGUGGUCUGACAGACUCCAUCUAAUUGUGCAGAGCAAGGAGAUUGGAAAA
Molecule: messenger RNA, 1379 nt
Organism: Durusdinium trenchii
Lineage: Eukaryota; Dinophyceae; Suessiales; Symbiodiniaceae
Source: the annotation of a GenBank genome assembly